CCCUUUCUUCACUGUUUACAAAUGGCGUCCUUGCCUCGAGUGUGCCUUCAAUUGUGGGAGUUCGUUUGUUCCCAUGUGAACAUUUUACGGAAACCGGCCUGCUAAAUCAAACUAGAGUCAUGCAUAGUACAUCAGGGAUACACAUCUGUGACUGUUUCUGUGACAGCCUAUAUAAGCGUUCACUGACACAUGCUACAUUCAUAGUCACCUGGAAGGCAGGCAGAGAGCAAACUCUAAUUACUUUGAAAAAAAAAAGACAGAACAAAAAGCCUCCCCAUGGCUGGUCACACUGACUGUGUACCUCAGUGGCAAGUGGUUGGGCAUGUAAAUGAACUUAAAAACCGUCAGUGUCGAAGACUUUACACAGCCAGUGGUAUUGACCUUGCAUUGUUCUGUGUAAAACAAGAACAAUUUUACAUUACAGGUGCAGCCUGUCCCCAUGCAAGAGGACCACUGGACCAAGGUGACAUUGAGGAUAUAGGAGGUGACCCUCAUGUUGUGUGCCCACUUCACUUCUAUACCUUUGAUCUGCAAACUGGCCAAUCAUCAUCAGGUUUGAAGGUAGAUACAUUUGUGACAGAUGUGAGAGAUAAUCAGUUGUACGUUCUACAUUCAGAGGCUGUUUCUGUUAAACCGCUGAAGAAGUCACCGCGUAGUGAUUAGUACUGCUCCUUUUCUUUUUAUAUGGAAUUUUUAAUGUUUAGAUAUAGUGCUUGCUACACUCUUUUUUCCUUGAUUGCUCAGAUUAAAAGUUUUGCUGCUGCUGUUGCAAGGUUUGAUAUUAAAUGAUUAGUAUUGUGCCCUAAGACCUGGUGCAGUUUAUUGAUCUCCAUAUCAAGUUAAUUAUAAAAAUUUCAAAUGUGCAAUACAUUUCCCAUUAAAAUACUCUAUGUUAAAUAACCUUGAAAUGUCUUUAAGAGAUCCUCCAUUUUUCACCAAGUACUCUCUUGCUUAAAUAAGUAGAUAAUGCAUAUUAUUUUUCACAGAAAAAUUAUUUGUUUUCUAUAUUUUACUCUAGUCUGAUUUAUACAAACUUUUUCAAAGCAGACAUGUCACAGAUUAUUUACAUUGUUAUGUUCUGAAAAGCCAAAUUUUUUUACUUGGGACAUUCAUCUUUUGUGUCGAUCUUCACCUGUUAUUAUAAAAACUCUAAUUUUUAUAAAUAGUGAAAACCCAAUAUGGAAAAUGAUUUGUUUCACAAUAGUAAAGAAGAACACUUGUAUAUGUCAUCAUCUGACAUGCAGUCCAUUCAUUGCUCACUUAUAGCUUUUCAGCUGUCUCCACUGGUUAAAAAAAAUAAAAUAAAGGGUGUUACAGGGCCUAAAAUAUGUCAGCGACAUUAGUAUCACAUAAUUGAUGAAAAACAAACAAGUCAUAAUAAGCACAAUGCAUAAAAUACAUCCACCAUAUUCUGCAUUACAAAAUUAUCAAUUGUAAUGUGUAUUUAGAAAAAUAUCUUUAAAAAGUCAGUGACUUAGGAAAGACAAAUAUCAUAAAUCACUACCUUGUAAUUAAUAAUAAAUAAUAACAUAUUUAUAUAGCCCCUUUUUUUAACACCAGCCAGUCUCAAAGUUCUUAGCAUGCAGGCACAUGCAAUGCUAGAUGAAAAUACAAGAUAUCACACGUUGGCCAAUUAUGUAUAUGAAAGGUGAAAGAGGAAACCCAAGUACUACGUCCCCCCCCCACCAAAAAAAAAAAAAAAACCCAACAAAAUCUAACCCACUGACAGCGCUCUAAACAGGUGUCACAUCCUAAGAAAGGUAUGUCAGAGCCACGAUAGGAAUCCACAACACCCAGGUCUCACUGUCACCACCAACCGACUACACUGCAAAACUAAAUAGCCCAUGGACAUGCAAGAUUAUGAUUGCAUCAUCCUGACAGUUUUGGCUGUUUGCAGCGUGAUGAUUUGACAUCACAUCAUAUAUUUCAUCAUUCCACUGCUGUUGCCAGUUAUUUUAUGUCUUUACUAGAAUCACUGCAAUGUUAACUAUGUAUUCUUAUUGAUGUAUAAGUAAUUAUUAUUAGCAUUAUCCUUGGUAGGACAAUUUUGGCUCAUGAUGUAUCUAUCCUUGGUUUAAUAGCUGCAGAAUGAUUGUGCACUAUUUAUAGUUAAAUAAAAAUUUUCACCUUUUUGGCAUGUGUAUCAGUGGUCUUAAUCAAGAAGAAGUUAAAAAAAAAUCCAUAACAAAAGUAAAUUUUCUCAUUAACUUGUGUUUUAAUCUCUUUUGCUAAAAAUAAGUCUUUUGUAAAUAAUGUUCUAGUUUGUAUAUUUUUUAAGAAUGCCGCUGCUUAACACUAAAGGAAAGGUGAACCAGAAUGGAAA
Messenger RNA from Pomacea canaliculata, 2323 nucleotides. Its product is annotated as Rieske domain-containing protein-like. The record is from RefSeq and is a predicted model, not a curated record. The coding region runs from base 277 to 663 and encodes 128 amino acids. NCBI's taxonomy places the organism in Eukaryota, Metazoa, Mollusca, Gastropoda, Architaenioglossa, Ampullariidae. The transcript is spliced from 5 exons. Gene Ontology annotation, molecular function: 2 iron, 2 sulfur cluster binding.